AUGGCUUCAACAGAUCGUCAUGAUUACUUGCUAAAUGCCUCGAAUUUUAGUGCUGUUCUUGCUGGAGCCAAAUCAGAUACCCUAACCUUCCCUGGGCCAUUGAUUCGGGCACACAAAGGAGAUAUCUUUCGCAUGAAUGUCAUUGAUCAAUUGGUUGACACGUCCAUGUUGCUGAGCACUAGUAUACAUUGGCAUGGAUUUUUUCAAAACAAAACAAGUUGGGCCGAUGGUCCAGUCGGCGUUACACAGUGCCCCAUAGCUCCUCAGCAUUCGUUUUUAUACGAAUUCGCGACAGGGGAACAGGCAGGCACUUUUUGUUAUGAUAUCGAUGACGAGUCAACAAUUAUCACUCUGGCGGACUGGUAUCACAUCGUGGCGCCCCAGGCGGAGAAGCAGAUUGUUCCAACCUUCGAUGCAACACUCAUUAACGGAAAAGGACGCUACCCCGGAGGUCCUGCUACCCCUCUGGAGGUUAUUAACGUUUUGCCCAACAAACGUUAUCGAUUCCGCCUGAUCUCCAUCUCAUGCGAUCCUAACUUCACCUUUUCGAUAGAUGGACACCCUCUGACAAUCAUCGAAGUGGACUCCGAGAAUGUGCAACCGCUCGUUGUGGAUGAAAUACAAAUUUUUGUUGGCCAGCGUUAUUCGUUCAUUCUAACCACAAACAAUCCCGUGGCGAAUUAUUGGAUCCGUGCUACGCCUAAUGUUGGUACCAUCGGAUUCGACGGAGGUAUCAAUUCUGCUAUCCUCAGGUACCAGGGCGCUCCCGAUGCAGACCCUUUCGUUCCACGAUACGUACUGAGAUCGAGCUUCACGCUCGUUACUUAG
Messenger RNA from Psilocybe cubensis, 828 nucleotides. RefSeq lists its product as uncharacterized. NCBI's taxonomy places the organism in Eukaryota, Fungi, Basidiomycota, Agaricomycetes, Agaricales, Agrocybaceae. The coding region runs from base 1 to 828 and encodes 275 amino acids. Gene Ontology annotation, molecular function: copper ion binding; oxidoreductase activity. The transcript has 10 exons. The record is from RefSeq and is a predicted model, not a curated record.